Molecule: messenger RNA, 2445 nt
Organism: Xyrichtys novacula (pearly razorfish)
Lineage: Eukaryota; Metazoa; Chordata; Actinopteri; Labriformes; Labridae
Source: the annotation of a GenBank genome assembly
AUGAACAUCCUUCCGAAGAAAAGCUGGCACGUUCGCAAUAAGGACAACGUCGCGCGUGUACGGAGGGACGAAGCCCAAGCAGCAGAGGAGGAGCGCGAGGCCAAGCGUCGCGUGGAACGUGCCGAACAAGAGGUGAGCCAGAUGAAGCCGUGGUGUACCUUCAUAGUAUAGAGUUUUGCUGUCAAGUGUGUUAUACUUCACAGUGCAAAAAUACAUUCACUUCAAUCUUGUACUGACAACAUUAUCAAACGCUCUAUUUUUUUCUUUUCCCCUCCAUAACCACUUUUUUAUUUAAAGGGAUAUUCUGACGUUAAAUUAAUGUAGGGUCAAACACACCGAGUUAGACACCCCGUCGAGAGAUGAAUGUGGCCGACCGCUUGCCUAACUUCAUCAGCAGUAUAGGGUCCCAGCCACAGCACUAGCCACCACACAUCUUUUUAACUUUGCAUAAUUUCUUUAGGAAAGAGACUAAACACAACUCACCCACUGUCCUCCAGCAGCCGCUUGUCUGUAGAGACCUGGGGCCAGUCCAUUACGGACUGCUGCGGGGUGACGCAGCUCAAGGAAGAACAUUUAUGAUAAUUUCUCGAGGGGGUGUCUAACUCGGUGUCAUGGUGUGUUUGACCCUAAAUCAAAUUUACGCCAGAAUAUCCCUUUAAGCUUAGUCAAAAAGGAGCAAGCUAUCAUUGGUUGUCCACUCAAAUUUUUGUACCUUUGGAAAACAAGUUGUUAUCAAUACUUCUUUCCAAAAGUCCAAUGCUCAUUUAAUACUUGCUUGGUUUUAUUUAUUUAGACUGACAACUUAUUUUUUUUCCCACAGGCACGUACAGAGUAUCUGAGAAGAAAGUCCCGAGCUGCUCUCCAGUCAGAAGGAGGUCAGUAUGAUGAGGAUGAAGGACAAAGUAGAGGAAGUGGGACCUUGGAGCAUCUCAAUCUUUUCCCCUUGGAGGAGUCUUCAGAAAAGAAGGGGAAUGAAGAAUAUCUUAAAGAAAAGAAAGAUGAAAAGGUGAUUAUGCCCGCUCCUCUCUGAUGUAUGUUUUCCUAGAUUCUGGUUUGAUUAUAUUUCUGGCUUCACAGUCAACCAAUAAGAGUAGAACUUCUUCUCUGUUAUAACCCUUUGUCUGUUUUGUCACUCCCACGAUGAUUGCAAUGUCAUUCAGUUUGCAUGCUUGGCAGAUACUCAUCAAAAAUCCUCACUGGUUUUGACUGUACAUAUUUGACUGCCUUACAGCAACUGAGUCUUAUCGGAUUGGCCAUCCUUCUGUAUAGAAAUGUGUUGACUUUUUAUUUGCCCUGCAAAUUUUUUUGCAAUUUAGUGCUUCUACAAGACAUAAUGUCAAAAUAUGAAAAAGUGCUACAUAUAUAUCUUGGAAAAACUUAACUUCAGAAAAUCUUAAAUUGUUACUUAUAGUAGCCAGAUGGCAAGUAAAUAAUCCAGCUUCCUCUUCCUCCAUCUCCAAAGUUUCAAGCAUUUUCUAAAACUUUCACACUUUUUUCCCAGGAAAAACAGGAGCGAGCAAUCGGUUUGCUGGUAUCUCUUGGACCCCAACCAGGGACUGAGGUCACACCUUGGUACAUGAAAACAGGAAAAGAAAAAGAAAAAGAAGAGAGAAAAGAUCAAGAAGAAAAGAAAGAAAAAGAAAAAAGAAAGGGAGUAAGUGAAGAGGAGAGAGAAAAGAAAGAUCGGAGGUUGAAAGAUAGUUUGGAUCCACUGAAUGACAUGAAGAAAGCACUGGCUGUUAAGGAGAGAAAACACCACAAGAGCAAGAAAUCAGAAAAAAGAGACCGGGGGGAGAAGAGGAGCAGUGGAGAGAGGUAAAGUCAGAUUUUCUUGUUCUGCAUUAUAAAAUUGUCAGUUUAGGGAGAAGCUUUUAUUUGUAUUGAACAUCCAACUCUGAUUAAACUGACAAUAUUCAGAGUGUGGUGACAGCCCACUCCAGACAAAACCAAGCAAGCUGCUUUGUCAUGCUUCCAAACUCCAUGCGAAGCUUACAAGCCUCUGGCUGUGGUCUCAAAUUUACAGUCCAGGUGUAAGAGUUGUAUUAAUCUUACAAUCUGACCCAUGGCCAGAAACUGAACAAGUCUAAUCCCUAAAACAUUGACCUUGACAUUUUGUAUCACAAGCAACAGCAGAAAGCAUUGUUGUUCAUCAUUUGAUCAAUUUUUUAAAAAUUCUGGUAUUAAAAGAUUUAUAUAAAUAAUCUGAUUCUUCUGUUUUUGUCCAGCUCCAUAGAAAGGCUACGUGCUGAGCGUUUACAGAGGGAGGCAGAAGAAAGGAGAAGAGCACAGUCCCUGCUCGACCAGAGGAAUGGCAAAGGAAAAGAGCAAACAAAGGAGGUCAUGGAAAGAGAGAGACCUUACAACAGUGCAUACUUCCCAGAGCUGGCUCGAAAGCGUCAAAGAAGGGAUCGAGACAGCUGGAGAGAUGAAAUACUUAAAUCAUGA